This is a messenger RNA of Planococcus citri (citrus mealybug), 2340 nucleotides long. RefSeq lists its product as uncharacterized. The record is from RefSeq and is a predicted model, not a curated record. Lineage: Eukaryota; Metazoa; Arthropoda; Insecta; Hemiptera; Pseudococcidae. The coding region runs from base 97 to 1464 and encodes 455 amino acids. The transcript is spliced from 7 exons.
UACGUAGGAGGUACCUAUCAGUAGGAUCUAGGCAAGAAAAUUAUCCAAGGUUUUCAUCACUUCGAGUUCAUCCCUGCGAUUAGAUAACACUUCAAAAUGCACAUAUCGAAAGGAAUAUAUAUUUUGAUUUUAUUCGCAACGUUCAACGUAAUGAUUAAUUCUGCUGAUGGGGAUUCGAAAACUGUGAAACCUGAAACGGCUACAAAAGAAGACGUCGACUCGUUAAUUCCAAUCACAUAUACGAAAGCAUUACCUGUAGUUUUAAUAAAAACAAACCAACGUCUACAAAUGCGCCCAGUUGUGGGUUUAAAGAGCGCCGAAAUCAAAGACGGAAGAUUUGUACACGGGACAGAGUUCUAUACAAUGGCCCAACCACCAACUACUCAAAUUUUUUACUGCCCAGAUCCAAAACAACAUAAUACAUGUUUAUCGCCAAAAGAAUUCACAGAAUCGCAAGAAUUACAAUGCAAUAACGAGCAAAUACCCGUGAUUGAGGAGAAUUCUACGGGUAUUUUUCGAUCAAAGCAGUGUGGUCCGGAAGGAUCUGGUAUCCUGUUGAAAUUUGUGUACAAGAUGUGCGAUAUCGAUGAAUCUGUUGCCAUAAUCCCAACAUCAAGUCUACAGAUUUACUCAUUUUGCUACAAUAGAUCUUCAAAGACGGUUCUGUACGUCGAUCAUUACAUAAAUUCUGUAAAUCUGCUUUCUGAAAAAUUAUUGUACAGAGAACGAGCAAUCGAAUUUGAGCGAAGCAAAGAAACAUACUACGACUUUAUCGAUGAAGAUUAUUACACCAUGUUGGAUAAAGCUGCAGCUAAAUUCGAAUCUCAAUAUAAAUUUCAAAAAUUGGUACCAACUGAAAACAUGGCAUUUGCUACAUGGAGAAGGCCCACAAAUCAUUACGUAAACUUUGCGCUGCAACAUAAAAAACUAUUCGAUUUAUGGAAUAAAAUCAAUAUCUACAUCAGAAUGCAUGCCAUACAAUACACUCAUCAACACGAAACGAUUGAGUACUUCAUUCAACCUCGCAGCUUAAUGACCGGAGUCUUCGAUAUCCCCGACAAUAAAGAGUUCAUCAUUCCUGAUGAGGAAAAAAAUCAAAUUCCAAAAGUUUGGAUCACAGUGGUGACUGAUAACAGGCAAGUACGACCUUACAAGGGAUUAGCUAUCCUCAUGAAUAAUUUCGUAGAAGAGGAAACUACUCAGCCGAAGCAAACCGAUGAAACUUCGACCUCAAAACAACAGUUCAUUGAUCGAAUCUGCGGAAUGGAUUAUUGCGACAUCACAUUGACGAAAAAGUUUAGUCGAAUUGGAGGACAAGUACGAUGUUGUGAAUUAACUAAAGAAAUUAUGCUCUUAUUUGCUAAAAAUGAAUCUGUGAUUAAACCGAUGGAAGAAGUAUUGCAUAUUAAUGGUAUAACUUAUUACGAAGAUCUGCAUGAGGAUGAUGAUGACGAGGGUGUUUAGAACUUCCAUUCUAAAAAAAAUAAUGUUAUACAUAGUAACUUGGAUAUUUUUGAACAGUUCUAUUAAUAAUUAUAUAAGUACCUAUAAUAUUUAAUUACUUUAAAGUUUAUUUUUGAAAAUGACAAAUAAAACGAACUUCAUAAGUGGGUACCUGCAUUAAGGGUGGAUCGUGAAAAAAAAUGGCCGAGUAUUUUGACCAAAUUUAGUGAAGACCUUUACUGUUUACAUAUUUUAAGUUUAGGCCAGACCUUGGUAAUCAAGAGGGGGUAUUUUUGAGAAAAAAAAUCGUACUUUUCUGGCUCUAGCCUCUACCUUGUUUAAGGAAAAAUUUCUGAAACUGAAGAGAUAUUUUAAAACGCAGCUGUGCCAAUUUUUAGGGCAUUAUUUCCAAUUUCAAAAUAUUGAUAAACAUACCAAAAACUUAUCAAAUUUUUUCAGUUUUUUGAAGGCAAGGAAAAAAUUGCAAUUUUGUUUAUUUUAUUUAAAAAGUAGGUAUAUUUUUUUUUGUAAAAUUUUACGAAAUUCCAGAUAUUUUUAUAUAUGUACUUGAAUACAACAUCUUGAGACCUUAAAUAAAUUUUGAAAAAUUAUCAAAAAUAUAAGUGUAGGUAGCACUGACCCUUAGGGUACCCUUAAAAUGCAAAAGUAAAUAUUUUUUCGGUCUGACCCCCUAAAUUUUUUAAUUAUAUCAUAAAAUUCUCGAAUACAAAAUUUUAGCCCAUUUGGAGGUCAUUAACCCGUGCCGAAUUGGCCUAGAAUGUUUAAAUGGGAUUUUUAACAUAGGUUUUUAAGUGAAAAUUGCAUUUAAAUUCCUCUUAAGCGCCUAAAAAAUAAUUCCGAGGGUUUUUUACAAGAAAAUGCUACAAAAGCAUGUCA